AUGUGGGGCUGUGCAGAACUUGGGCUGUCCAGAACUUGGGCUGUGCAGAACUGGGGCUGUGCAAAACGGGGCUGUGCAGAACUUGGGCUGUGCAGAACUGGUGCUGUGCAGAACUGGGGCUGUGCAGAACUGGGGCUGUGCAGAACUUGGGCUGUGCAGAACUGGGGCUGUGCAGAACUUGGGCUGUGCAGAAGUUGGGCUGUGCAGAACUUGGGCUGUGCAGAACUGGUGCUAUGCAGACCUGGGGCUGUGCAGAACUGGGACCGUGCAGAACUUGGGCUGUGCAGAACUUGGGCUGUGCAGAACUGGUGCUGUGCAGAACUUGGCCUGUGCAGAACUGGGGCUGUGCAGAACUUGGGCUGUGCAGAACUGGGGCUAUGCAGAACUUGGGCUGUGCAGAACUUGGGCUGUGCAGAACUUGGGCUGUGCAGAACUUGGGCUGUUCAGAACUGGGGAUGUGCAGAACUUGGGCUGUGCAGAACUUGGGCUGUGCAGAACUUGGGCUGUGCAGAACUUGGGCUGUGCAGAACUGGGACCGUGCAGAACUUGGGCUGUGCAGAACUUGGGCUGUGCAGAACUGGGGCUGUGCAGAAAUUGGGCUGUGCAGAACUGGGGCUGUGCAAAAUGGGGCUGUGCAGAACUGGGGCUGUGCAGAACUGGGACGGUGCAGAACUUGGGCUGUGCAGAACUGGGGCUGUGCAGAACUGGGGCUGUGCAGAAUUUGGGCUGUGCAGAACUGGGGCUGUGCAGAACUUGGGCUGUGCAGAACUGGGGCUGUGCAGAACUGGGGCUUCCAGAUUUCAGUCGAACUACUUUUUUUACACCAACGUCAUUGAAAGUACUGUGUUCUUUGUACAUCCGUUUUCUCUGUUCCAUGUGCUUGUAUGUAUAGCUGGAUAA
Messenger RNA from Branchiostoma floridae (Florida lancelet), 900 nucleotides. RefSeq lists its product as uncharacterized. The record is from RefSeq and is a predicted model, not a curated record. NCBI's taxonomy places the organism in Eukaryota, Metazoa, Chordata, Leptocardii, Amphioxiformes, Branchiostomatidae. The transcript has a single exon. The coding region runs from base 1 to 900 and encodes 299 amino acids.